AUGUUGAGACAUAAGUUACAAGCCUAUACUAAUAAAAUAAAUGAUAAUCCAUUGCAGACAAAUAAAGGUUAUAGAAAGAAUGAAGAUCAUGUUUCUCUGCCUGCAAUGAGGAUUCAACUUCAAGAAGGAAUACUUGACAACUCGAAGGAAAAUGAUGAUGAAUUAAGACCCAAAAUUUUACUUAAAUUUGAGGCAAAGGGUGAGCCGAUUCAGCAAGAAGUUGUAUUAAAAUAAUCAGCCAAAGGAUAUCCUAAUGGCUCUUAAAAAGGAUCUUCCUAAAGGAAGUCCCAUAGGAAUGGAGGAGGCAAUGAAUGAAGAUUCUUUGUCAAUAAGCAUUCAGCCUUCAGUGAGUAACCUCGAAUCUUCAAACUCUAUUUCCUCUCAUAAAGAGAAGUCUGUAGGAGUAAAUGACUCUUCUCAAGAUGUAUUAGAAAAACGAGAUUCUCUUUCAAAGAAAAGCAUUGAAGAAGAAAAGCAAAUUAAAUCUAAAAACUAUAGUCCAGCUAUAAAAGAUGAGGAUGUUUACAGUGAUAACUCUUUGGAUAGGGGAUCAGAAGAUAUGAUGGCUCUUAUUAAGGAUGACCUGAAUUCUUGAGUCAAGAAUCAUGAUGAAACAGUUAAAAAUAAUCUAUCAGAUUGAAUCCAGUCUGAAAAUCAAAAUAAAGAAGAGAAAGAACAGAAUAAAAGCCAUAUUGUGUUGCCAAAUAAAUCAAAUUUGAUCAACCAAGAAGUUAAAGAUAGUUGCAUAAAUACUCCAGAACCCUGAAAGUAUAUCGAGGAAUCUAGAAUUGAGCAAAAUUUAAACACUAAAAAUGAAAAUAAUGAAAUGAAAAAGGAGAUUGAUGAUAAAGAAAUAGAUAAUAGUAAUAUUGAACCCAACUCCAACUCGCAAGAGAGGGACAGAUUAAUCGAAAACAAACCUGAAAGCCAUAAAGAUCAGCCUGAAGUUCAGAAUGAGAGUCAGAAUUCUGAAGAGAGUAAAACUCAACACAAAGAAAAGAAAGCUAUUCAUGAAUUCAAAAAAAAUGUACUUGAAGAGGAAAAAGUUGAGGAAGACAAAGAGGAUUCAUCUAAAUCUAACUGAUCGAAGAAAUCGAAUUCUAAGAAAGAGAAAUCGGGGACACAAAGGGUAAUGUCUCCUCCAAAAAUAAAACUUUCUCUUCCUGUUGACAAUCCGAUCAUCAAUAUGAAUGGGAUUAAAGUCAUUGAGGAGGAAGAUGAAGAAUAUAUUGAAACUCCAGCUGAAAGAAAUAAACAGGGAGAUUUACUUCCAAAGAUAGACAAAAUUAUUGAUGUCGUGAAUGAAGAAGAAUCGGAUGAAAGCGUGAGCAGCCAAAACAGCAGUUCUAAAUCUUCAAAAUCUUCAUCUAGCUCAAAUAAUAAGAAUUCAAAUUCAUCUAAAAAGAGUUCUUCUAGUAGCCAAAGUAGUUCGAAUUCAAGUUCGAGCAGUAGUGAAAGCAGUUCGAGCAGCCAGGAAGAAGAACAAGAGAUUGAUCCAAAUGAGAUUGACACAGAGAUUGAUAGAAACAAAUUUAUUAAACUCGAAGCCCCUUUCUAUGAUGAUACCUUAAAAGAAAGCUUAGAGCUUUCAAGAACAGCAUCUUUUGGAGAAGAUCAGGAGUGACUUAUUAAAGCAGCACCUUCAUUUGCUCUGUUAGGUUUUAAAAGUGGAAAUGCUCUUAAAAAUAAAGUUUUAAACAAGUCUUUUCCUAAAGAAGAGUCAAAAUUUGUAAAAGAAGUAAAGGAUGAGGUAGGUCCUGAAUAUCUCUCCAUUAAUCCAAGAAACAACAGUCAGCCUGGGUUUUUCUACCUUGCAAAGUCGAAAGAGAAAGAUGAAUUCAUUAAAAACUGACCUAGGAAAAAGAGCAUUAUACUUGACUUGCCAGGAGUAUUAGUGUGCUUUGCUGAUUCAAAGUCAGGGGGAUCUGCAUCUGCACAAUGAGUUGAGAUAGAAUCAAAGAAUGGACCGAAACAAUUUGUGUACUUCUGGGAACGACCAGAUCUUCAAUGGUUUAUGGAGAAGCUGAAGCUGAAAUAUGAGAUAAUCCUCUGGUCAUCUUUAAGUAAAAGUUUAACAGAUAAUGUUGUCUCUCACAUUCAAAGGAAAUCUAAAUAUUUCUCAGUAAUUUUAUCAAGAGAGGAUUGAAUGAGCUUUGAAGAUAGAAAACCUACCAAUAUAGCUCAAAGCACUUUAACACUAGCCAAUAAAGAAGAAAAGAAAUUAAUGGAUAUAUCAUUUAGUAGAAUUGAUCGUUCUCUUUAUCCACCUAAGCCGGUUAAAGACCUAUGACUUUUAACAAAAUAAUAGAGAUCCUAAAAGUAUUAUGGUUGUUGAUUGCACGAGAGAUAAUCUUACAUAUAUGAAGAAGAAUUCACUCUUUGUGAAACCUUUUAUAAAGAAAGAUGAUAAUUCUAAUAUGUUUGUAUCCCAAAAAUUAAUUGCAGACAUGGGCUCUAAAGACAGUUUUUCUGAUUCUCAAAACGAAGACGACAGCUCAUCUUCUUCUUCAUCCAGCAGUGACAGCGAUAACGAAAAUGAAGAACCACCAGAACUUGACUUAUCGAGUGAGAAGGAGAAGCUAAGAGAUGUCUAUAAAUUUAUCAAGAAGAUGUCUAAGUAGAGACUCAAAUAGAUAAUUCAAUA
This is a messenger RNA of Moneuplotes crassus, 2644 nucleotides long. The record is from the annotation of a GenBank genome assembly. Lineage: Eukaryota; Ciliophora; Spirotrichea; Euplotida; Euplotidae.